AUGGAGACGGUCGGGUGGUCCGUUGCCCACCAGGAGCGCGCGGAAAACCCGAAAGAAAUUGAGAGCAUGGCAUAUGAUGCAGAAAACACUAUGGAUAUUGAAACUGCAACGGUCAUCGCCGGAUUACAGGCGGCUCUGACACGCUCGUGGCUGCAAGACUACGCCAUUUCGUCCGGCAAGACCGCGUUCGUUGAAAAGAGCUUCUUCUGUCCGGAAUACCAGCCCCCGCCUUCCUACGACGAUGCGAUUCACGAUCUCCCUCCGGAAUACUUGGACCUCCCGCCGUCCGCGCAGCGCAAAACCCCGCUUGCUCCAGCCGCGCCAGCCGCGCCAGGGGCGAAAUCUCGUGGCCUUCCGUCUAUGCUGUGGAAAGAUCGCACUCGCGAUGUGGAUAUUGAUUUUGAGAUCCUGACGGGUCUCGGAUCCUGGUGGCGAUCAACCACCCGCCGGAGAUGGUGA
Molecule: messenger RNA, 459 nt
Organism: Penicillium alfredii
Lineage: Eukaryota; Fungi; Ascomycota; Eurotiomycetes; Eurotiales; Aspergillaceae
Exons: 2
Coding region: 1-459 (152 amino acids)
Source: RefSeq, a predicted model, not a curated record